This is a messenger RNA of Pistacia vera, 3468 nucleotides long. RefSeq names its product disease resistance protein RPP2B-like. Gene Ontology annotation, molecular function: ADP binding; protein binding. Gene Ontology annotation, biological process: defense response; signal transduction. Lineage: Eukaryota; Viridiplantae; Streptophyta; Magnoliopsida; Sapindales; Anacardiaceae. The record is from RefSeq and is a predicted model, not a curated record.
AUGGCUGCUUCUUCUUUCACUGUUUCUUCCACAAAUCUUCAAGCGAAGCAUCAUGUUUUCCUUAGUUUCAGAGGCGCGGACACCCGCUAUAAUUUCACCAGUCAUCUCCGCGAAGCUCUGAGUCGGAAAAGCAUUCCAACUUUUAUCGACAAUAAACCCCAGAGAGGAGAUGAAAUUUCACCAUCUCUUCUGAAUGCGAUCGAAGGGUCAAAGAUUUUGGUUAUCGUUUUCUCCAAAGAUUAUGCGUCUUCGAGAUGGUGCCUCGAAGAACUUGUGAAAAUCCUGGAAUGCAAGAACAUGCAUGGAGGGAUCGUGAUCCCGGUUUUCUAUCAUGUUGAUCCAUCGGAUGUAAGAAAUCGAACCGGGAGUUUUGGAGAUGGAUUUAUUGAGCUUGAAGAACGAUUUAAUGAGCAACCAGAGAUGGUGCAGAGAUGGAGGAGUGCUUUGAGUGAAGUAGCCAAUCUGUCGGGCUGGCCUUUGAAUGAUAAGACGUCAGAAGCUGAAAUUGUGAAGGACCUUGUCGAUGAUAUUUUGAGGAGAUUGAGGAAUGUUAUGUCUCCGAGUGAUAACAAGAACUUGGUUGGAGUAGAAUCAACUAUCAAAGAAUUAAUUGAGUUGUUAUUGAACAAAGAUGUUUGCACUCUAGGAAUUUGGGGCAUCGGCGGUAUAGGCAAAACAACAAUUGCCCGUGCUGUGUUUAAUGAAAUCUCGAAUUGUUUUGAAGGAUUCUACUUUGCUGAAAAUGUUAGGAAGAAUCAGAAAAUCCUAAUGGACUACUUGGCUUCAGGAAGCCGGGUCAUUAUAACAACUAGAAAUAAACAAGUGCUUGAGAGCUGCAAAGUAGAUAGAAUCUAUGAAGUUAAGAAAUUAUCUCACCCAGAAGAUAUGCAUCUUUUUAGCCGAUAUGCUUUCAAACAAAAUCUCAUCCCAGAGGAUUAUUUGCAGCUCUCAAAUAAGGUAGUAAAUUAUGCUAAAGGUAUUCCAUUAGCUCUUAAAGUGUUGGGUUCAUCUCUAGUUAACAAGAGUGUAGAAGUUUGGGAAAGUACAAUAAGUAAACUAGAAGAAACUCCUCCUUUGAAUAUUUACAAGGUGUUAAAAGUAAGCUAUGAUGGACUGGAUGGUGAGGAGCAAGAUAUAUUUUUAGAUAUUGCAUGUUUUUUCAAAUGGAAGGACCAAGAUCUGGUAAUAAAAAUCUUGAAGGCAAGUGACUUAAAGGCGGAGUGUGGAAUAAGUGUUCUCGUUGAUAAGUGUCUCGUAACUAUAUCAUUAGACAAUAUGAUAACAAUGCAUGAUUUGCUUCAAGAAAUGGGAAGGACAAUUGUUCGUGAAGAAAAGGAUAUUGGCAAGCGUAGUCGAUUGUGGCAUCCCAAGGAUACUCAUCAUGGAACUGAAGCGAUUCGAGGCAUAUGCAUGGACAUGUUUGAAAUAAGAGAUGUACACUUAAAUCCUCUCACUUUCUCAAAUAUGCAUAGUUUGAAAUUCUUGAAUGUCUAUGGAGCUGUUCAUAAUAAGGUGCAUGGGUUUCAAGGCCUGGAAUUUGAUUUCCCAGAGCUAAGAUAUAUUUGUUGGCAUAAUUAUCGGUGGAAAUCUUUGCCAUGCAAUUUUAAGCCCAAGAACCUUGUUGCACUUGAAACGCGCUAUAGUAAUCUUGAAGAACUUUGGAGUAGUGUCCAGGUUCUUGUUAAUUUGAAAUACAUCGACCUGAGUUACUCAGUGCAUCUACGUAAGAUUGCGGACCUCUCACAGGCCCCGAAUCUUGAGAGUUUGAUUCUCGAAGGUUGUACAAGUUUGAUUGAGAUCAGUUCCCCAUCUACUCGGAAGCUCAAUAAACUUGUUAUUCUGAAUCUAAGAAAUUGCAAAAGCCUCCCUGGUCUUCCACCGGGUAUUCAUCAAUCAAAUUCUCUUAGAUUUGUCAUUCUUUCAGGUUGCUCAAAUCUCAAAACGGCUCCCAAGAUCUCAUGUAACACAGAACAACUAAGUCUGGAUGGAACUGCAAUAAAAGAAUUUUCCUCUACGAAUGAACCACCUUCUAGACUAGUUCAAUUCAGUCUUCAGAACUGUUCAAGGCUUGAAAGACUCCCAAGAAACUUUCAUAAGUUUGAAUCUCUCAAAUAUCUUUCUCUAUCUUCUUGCUCAAAUCUUGAGUCUAUUCCAAAGAUCCCACGCAAGAUAGAAGAGUUAUAUAUUGAUGGAAUUGCAAUAGAAGAAUUGCCCUCAUCAAUUGGGUCUCUAUCCAAUCUACAAACAUUGAGUCUCAGGAAUUGUUCAAGGCUCAAGAGUCUUCCGGAUGGCAUUUGUAAGCUAAAAUCUCUCAAGUAUCUGUCUCUCUCUGGUUGCUCAAACAUCAAGACAAUUCCAAAGAUCUCAUGUAAGAUGGAGCAAUUACAUUUAGAUGAAACGGCAAUAAAAGAAUUGCCCUCGUUAAUCGAGUAUCUAUCCAGUCUAGUCACUUUGAGUAUAAAAAAUUGUUCAAGUCUUGAGAAUCUUCCGGACGAAAUCUGUAACCUGAAAUCUCUCAAACAUCUCUAUAUCUCUGGUUGUUCAAAACUCGACAGAUUGCCUGAGGACAUCGGAAAUCUGCAAAGUUUGGAGGUGUUUGAAGCUAAUGGAAUUGCUGCAACCAAAUUACCAUCAUCCAUGGAAAGUUUGAGCAACAUUCGUGAAUUAUCUUUUGAGAGAUGGAAAGGGCAAGAGCUUGUGCGUUCUCUUUCUCCUAUGUUAUCAGGUUUGAAGCUUUUUAAGAAACUAAACCUGAAUGACUGCAAUAUCACAGAAUUACCCAACAGUCUUGGCGAUUUAUCCUUUCUGGAACAUUUAUAUCUUUCUGGAAACAAUUUUGAGAGCAUUCCAGCAACAAUCAUCAACCUUUCGAAGCUCGACUUGAGCCACUGCAAAAUGCUUCAAUCCUUACCAAACCUUCCUGGUGACAUACAACUUCUGGUAGCAGAUAGCUGCAAAUCUCUGCAAACAUUAUCUGAUUUGCCGAUUCCAAGCCAUGGCUAUUUCAACGGUAAUCUCAGCUUCAUUAAUUGCUUCAAUCUGGACUGGAGAACGCUCACAAAAAUUCUGGAUUACGCUCACAAAAAUUCUGGAUUACGCUCUGUCAAAUAUGAUUAUAAAGCUAGGACGUUGCAUAUUAACUGCGAGUUGCUUCUGAAAUGCGAAGAUGGCUUGAAGAAAAUGGGGAGCGGCAGCUUUUUAGCUUGGAACAAAGAGUAUGCGCCCUCCCAUGUCGAGUUUGAUCAUGUGUUUCUGGGAUAUGAUUGUCAAGUGAAUGAUAAACCAGAAUGGGAUGAAUUCCCUGAGGCCAUUAUCAAGUUCAGUGUUACAGAUGAAGAAUGCGUGGUGAAGAAGUGUGGAGUCCGUUUAUUGUUCAGCCAGGAGGAAUCAAUGAAUGAAUCCAGCUUAUGUUUGCUCUCCGAUGAAGAUGAAGAUGAGGAAGAUGAGCCACAGUCAAAGAGAUUGUAA